AUGGCUUCUGUUUCAACUGCUGGCGAGGCCGUCGCGCGAGUCGCCUACUUGGCCAGCGACUUGGUCCUCUCCGUCCAGCCUGCCCUGCAGACCGACUCAUUAUUCUCAAAGUCACUAAAGGAUCUGAAGGCAAACAAAACUCCGGGGGUCUUGUCAAAGGGAACUACUCAACAGGUGCAAGCUGUGCGCGCCAACGAAGAUCCCCUGCUCUCAGUCUUCCACCCAGUCCAAAAUGGUGAAACAGUAUCUGUCGUCACAGACUCUUCUAUCUUGAUAUCCUCGGUGCCUCACUUAUACCGCCUUGCCAACACCCCCGUCGUCAUCCACGUUGCUUUGAAUGCUACUCCUUCGCCAGAUUACUCCGUAAUUAGCUCGAUUCGGCAAUGCGGCUUCACAUUCCUGCACUCCGAGACUGUGCAAGAGGCGCAGGACAUUGCUAUCACAGCUCAUGCAUUGGCGCGGAAGUCCGGAAAGGGUGUCAUUCAUUUCUUCGACCCUUCAAACUCCAUCGGCGAUGAGGCUAUCCCAGUUGAAGACGCCGAGCUUGUCAAGAAGAUCAUUAGCACUGGCGUGAACGCCAUUUCUCACACCAACGAGGCUGACACUUUGUACGCCGACUCUGGCCGUACCGCGACAGUCACUGCAGAGACUGUGGAGGCUCCAACCCCAGCCGAGGCCCCCGCUUCCUUGAACGUUCCUUCCCAAGCACAGACUCCAUCAAAUGUGAGCGUUGACAACUCAUCUGUUGGAUCGUCUCGACGAGAUAGCAGUGCUGGAAGCGAUGCGCUGAGCUCUACCGCCACUACUGUGGACAACGCCAGCACUCGCCCUGUCAAUGCCGCUGAUAUCUUCGAAUGGACUGCUCAGAUUUGGGCUGCUCUCUAUAACGAGGUCGGCCGCAAGUACAAUGCUAUCGAGUAUACUGGGCCUGCAAACCCUUCAUCCGCUAUCUUCGUCUUCGGGUCUACCGGUGUUUUCGUAGAUGCUCUUGCCAACGCUGCAGUUGGUUCCGAGAUCGAGAACGUCGGCUUGAUCACAGCUCGUCUGUAUCGCCCUGGAUCGGCCCGUAAAACUACCCGCUGGGGGCCUGUAUUCAUGGACCUGCUGUCCAGCCUGACCCCAAACACUGCCCGUGGACAGGCCCUCAAGCUGGUUGGAUACCGCCUCGGAUACAUUGAGCCUUCCACUGCUGUUCAGGCCCUCCGUGGAAUUGUUCAAAAUCUCAACGCUCCCUCGCCCGUCCAGAAUCUGGAUGUCGGAACUACGAAGACUCCUGCUCCCUCUAGCGGUCUCGAGCAGCCUCGCAUUGAGAACGCUUAUCUGAAGAUCCUGAACCAGCUGUUCGGUGAACGUCUCUAUAUUGCCAACCAACUUGAUGCGAAGAAUGCUGGAGUCUCACCUACCAUUGCUGCCAGCCCAGAGUAUGGGUUCGGCUCCCUUCUUGCCCGCAAGGAGCACCGCGCUCGUUUCAUCCGGGAAGUCGAGGAGGCUUCCAAGUCUACCACUUUCGCUACUGAUACCCCCAAGACUUGGCUUUCUCGCUGGGCCUUGAGUGCUAGUGAGAGUGCAAAGGCUAACAAGAUCGCCCCUGAGGUUAUUGCCCGUCUAUCCAACGAUGGCUCUGCUCUGUCUCGUCAAUUGCUGGCGUCUAAGAAGCUCUUCUACGAUGAGUCGCAAUGGCUGAUCGGCUCUGAUGCCUGGGCCUAUGACCUUGGGAACUCUGGUGUUCAUCAUGUCCUGGCUUCCGGUGCGAAUGUCAACAUGCUUAUCAUCGACUCCCAGCCUUACUCCGAGCGCACUGCUGCUGAUCCUACCCGUCGCAAGAAGGACAUUGGUCUCUACGCUAUGAAACUCGGCAAUGCUUACGUCGCUUCCACCGCCGUGUAUAGCUCCUACACCCAAGUCCUGCAGGCCAUGACUGAGGCCGAGCAGUUCAAGGGACCCUCUGUCGUUGUCGCUUAUCUUCCCUACAACCAGGAGAACGACUCUGCUCUUACCGUUCUUCAGGAAACCAAGAAGGCUGUUGACCUUGGCUACUGGCCUCUCUACCGCUGGAACCCCGAGAACGAGGAGAAGGGCGAGCCCAAGUUUGCGCUGGACUCUGAGCGCAUCAAGCGCGAGCUCGAGGAAUUCCUCCGCCGGGACAAUCAGCUCACCCAGCUCAUGAACCGCCAACCCAAGUUCUCUUCCGUUCUCUCUGAAUCAUACGGAACCGAGGUUCGGGCUUUACAGAAGCGCAAGGCUAAGGACUCGUACGAGAAGCUCUUGGAGGGGCUUUUCGGUGCUCCUUUGACCAUUCUGUUCGCUUCCGACAACGGAAAUGCCCAAAACAUUGCCAAGCGUCUUGGUAAUCGUGGUCGUGCACGUGGCCUGAAGACCCUGGUUAUGGCCAUGGAUGAUUACCCUGUCGACGAUCUUGCUACGGAGGAGAAUAUUGUAUUCAUCUCUAGUACCGCAGGCCAGGGUGAGUUCCCUCAGAACGGUCGUGUCCUUUGGGAGCACAUCAAGAAUUCCGGUGAUUUGGAUCUCUCGUCCAUUAACUACUCCGUCUUCGGUCUUGGUGACAGCCACUACUGGCCCCGCAAGGAGGAUCGUAUCUAUUAUAACAAGCCGGCUAAGGACCUUGACGCCCGUGUUGCUUUCUUGGGUGGUCGCAAGCUCACCGACAUCGGACUUGGUGAUGACCAGGAUCCCGAUGGAUACCAGACUGGUUACUCCGAGUGGGAGCCUCGCCUAUGGCAAUCUCUGGGUGUCGACAAGGUUGAAGGUCUUCCGGAGGAGCCCGCUCCUAUCACCAACGAGGAUAUUAAGAUCAACUCAAACUACCUGCGUGGUACCAUUGCCGAGGGUCUCUUGGAUGAGACUACUGGAGCUAUCUCCGCCAGCGAUCAGCAACUGACCAAGUUUCACGGUACCUACAUGCAAGAUGACCGUGACGUCCGUGACGAGCGCAAGGCUCAGGGCCUUGAGCCUGCUUACAGUUUCAUGAUUCGUUGCCGUCUGCCCGGGGGUGUUGCUACCCCUAAGCAAUGGCUACAGAUGGAUGCCAUCAGCAGCUCUCACGGUAAUGAGACCAUGAAGCUCACUACCCGACAGACCUUCCAGUUCCACGGAGUCAUCAAGCGCAAGCUUCGUAGUGCUAUGCAGGCUAUUAACAAAGCCCUGAUGGACACUCUCGCUGCUUGCGGUGAUGUGAACCGUAACGUCAUGUGUAGUUCGCUGCCCGAGCUGUCCGAGUUCCACAGCGAGACUUGGAUUUAUUCGAAGAAGAUCAGCGAGCACCUCCUUCCUUCAACUACCGCCUACCACGAGAUCUGGUUGAAGGAUGACUCUGACAAGAAGGUCCUUGUAGCCGGAGAUGCCGUUGUCGACCACGAGCCCCUUUAUGGACCUACCUACUUGCCCCGCAAGUUCAAGAUUACCAUUGCUAUUCCUCCUCACAACGAUACUGAUGUCUACGCUCACGAUAUUGGUCUUAUCGCCAUCAAGGGUGCCGAUGGACACUUGGAGGGUUUCAACGUCCUUGCGGGUGGUGGUAUGGGCUCUACCCACAACAUGACCAAGACCUACCCCCAGACCGGUCGUAUGAUGGGAUACUUCCCCAAGGAACACAUUCACAUUGUUUGCGAGAAAAUUAUGCUCGUACAGCGUGACCACGGUGACCGCAAGAACCGUAAGCAUGCCCGUUUGAAGUACACCAUCGACGACAUGGGCCUGGAUGUCUUCCGCGGCAAGGUUGAGGAGCUGCUUCCCGACGGUCUUCGCUUCGCCGAGCCCCGUCCUUUCAAGUUCGUCUCGAACAUCGACACUUUCGGCUGGCAGAAGGAUGAAAAGGGUCUGAAUCACUUCACUUUCUUCAUUGAAAACGGCCGUAUCGAGGAUACUUCUGACUUCAAGAUGCGAACUGGUCUGCGCGAAAUUGCCAGCUUAGGCAAGGGCGAGUUCCGUCUUACCGGUAACCAGCAUUUGAUCCUGUCGAAGAUUGCCGACGAAGACUUGCCUCUCAUCAAAGAGACCAUGGCCAAGUACAAGCUCGACAACACCGCCUUCUCUGGACUGCGUUUGUCCUCUUCCGCCUGUGUCGCCUUCCCCACGUGCGGUCUUGCCAUGGCCGAGUCUGAGCGAUACCUCCCUGUCUUGAUCUCCAAGCUCGAGGACACCCUCGAGGAGAAUGGUCUGGCCAAGGACAGCAUUGUCAUGCGCAUGACCGGUUGCCCCAAUGGCUGUGCGCGCCCAUGGCUUGCUGAGGUUGCCUUCGUUGGAAAGGCAUACGGCGCCUACAACAUGUACCUGGGUGGUGGCUACCACGGUCAGCGUUUGAACAAGCGCUUCCGCUCUUCCAUCAAGGAGGAUGAGAUUCUAGAGAUCAUGAAAGACCUCCUCAAGCGCUACUCUAAGGAGCGCAACACCGACGGCGAGACCCCUGAGCGUUUCGGUGACUGGUGUAUUCGUGCCGGUAUCAUCAAGGAGACCACCGAUGGAAGAAAUUUCCACGAGGGCGUCGCCGAAGACGAAGAGGAAGAGGAAUAG
Messenger RNA from Penicillium chermesinum, 4530 nucleotides. RefSeq names its product sulfite reductase (NADPH) subunit beta. Lineage: Eukaryota; Fungi; Ascomycota; Eurotiomycetes; Eurotiales; Aspergillaceae. Gene Ontology annotation, biological process: sulfate assimilation. The record is from RefSeq and is a predicted model, not a curated record. The transcript has 5 exons. Gene Ontology annotation, cellular component: sulfite reductase complex (NADPH). Bases 1 to 4530 code for a protein of 1509 amino acids. Gene Ontology annotation, molecular function: heme binding; iron-sulfur cluster binding; sulfite reductase (ferredoxin) activity.